UUAACUACCCAGGGAGAGUUUGAUAAAUUGUCCUGCGAAGGCCACACGGGUACGGGUAGUUUUUUUUUUUUUUUUUUAUAUAAAGCGUGUCUUAGCUCCGCCCGCUCGCACUGACUUUUGACAAGCGUAUGCAGCAACCAACCGGGUGAGUGUCGACGAAUCGAGCUCAUCCCCACAGUGGCGUCUUCUCUCCAUGCUGAAAACGUGCGAGCGCUCCUGGGCGAGAGGAAACCCGUGGACGACCGCAGUGAACGUGGUUUUGCUGCAGAUCCAGGGAGAGGAGCCUGUUUGCAUUCCAGUGCAGGUGCAAGACAAUGGAGGUGAAAAUCGAAGAGCAGGACGAAGACAACACUUUCAGCAACACUGACACUAAUGGUAAACGGCCAGCGGAGGACAUGGACGAGGAGCAGGCCUUCAAACGUUCUCGCAACGCAGACGAGAUGGUGGAGCUGCGUGUGCUGCUUCAGAGCAAAAAUGCCGGUGCUGUUAUUGGAAAGGGUGGCAAGAACAUAAAAGCCCUACGCACAGAUUACAAUGCCAGUGUAUCAGUCCCAGACAGCAGUGGCCCAGAGCGGAUCCUGAGUGUGAAUGCCAGCAUCGACACUAUUGGAGAGAUUCUUCUGAAAAUCAUACCAACUCUAGAGGAGUACCAGCAUUACAGUGGGAUUGAUUUUGACAGUGAGCUUCGCCUGCUGAUCCAUCAGAGCUUGGCAGGAGGCAUCAUCGGGGUUAAAGGUGCCAAGAUAAAGGAGCUGAGAGAGAACACCCAGACCACCAUCAAGUUGUUCCAGGAGUGCUGUCCACACUCCACUGACAGGGUCGUCUUGGUGGGAGGAAAGCCAGAACGUGUCAUUGAAUGUAUAAAAGUUAUCCUGGAGCUGGUGUCAGAGGCACCAAUCAAAGGUCGUGCUCAGCCUUAUGACCCCAAUUUCUACGAUGAGACAUAUGACUACGGUGGGUUCACCAUGUUAUUCGAGGAGAGAGGCAGACGACCAAUAGGUGGCUUUCCCAUUCGUGUGCGUGGGGGCUUUGAGCGCAUGCCCCCAGUUCGUGGCAACAGACCCAUGCCUCCCUCCAGAAGGGACUACGACGACAUGAGCCCCCGUCGGGGUCCCCCACCGCCACUGAGCAGAGGUGGACGAGGGGGCAGCCGUGCACGUAACCUGCCUCUUCCCCCGCCACCGCCACCAAGAGGAGGGGGAGACAGGUUCUCACAUGGCAGCUAUCACGGCAGCAUGGACGACAGACCAAGCGACAGAAGAGGCAGAGGAGACCGUUACGACAGCAUGAGCGGAGGCGGAUAUGACAACAAUUCUUCCUGGGAGCACUUUCAGUCCGGUGGUAGAGGCUCAUACAGUGACAUUGGAGGCCCAGUCAUCACAACACAAGUCACCAUCCCAAAAGAUCUUGCUGGCUCCAUCAUCGGUAAGGGCGGCCAGAGGAUCAAGCAGAUCCGCCAUGAGUCUGGGGCAUCCAUCAAGAUUGAUGAACCACUAGAGGGCUCUGAGGACCGCAUCAUCACCAUCACAGGAACACAGGACCAGAUCCAGAACGCCCAGUACCUGCUGCAGAACAGUGUGAGGCAGUACUCCGGGCGGUUCUUCUAGAAACAAGGAAGUGAAGAAGAAGAUUGAAGCCAUGCUGCCAUACUGUUUGCUCCUUUUAUUCAGAGCCUACAUUCCUCUGCUUUGGGUAGAUGUGCCCCCUCCCCUCACUAUCACACUCUACAACCAUCCAUCUAUCUAUAAAUUGCGAUUUUUAUUUUGAGGAGUUUUUAAAAAAAAUCUUAAGCUGUCAAACAGCAAACGAGGAGUCCACAACAUUUUUCUGUGCUGGUGUAAUUAUUUUUUAGGAGAGUCUUGUGCCGUCAUUGGAGUAAACUCAUCUGUGUGAUAACUUUUGGUGUUGUGUGCCGCCCCUGGCCCUUAUCUCCCUCAUUUCAGUACAGCAUGCAGAAUGUAAUCUUUUGUAAGGAACAUUACGUGAUUUAUUUGUUUUUGUUCCCCUCAAGCACACUCUUCAAAUGAAGAUGCAUGGUCUCUGGAUGGUUAAAUAACCAUUCUGCUUUUAAUUUUUACACAACAGCCAAGAUCCUUUUCCACUGUCAACUGAAGUGCUUUUUGUAAGAUGGGCUUUAAUGGAGAAGUUUGACAUUUUGGGGAAAUAUCGUUAUGUGUUUCUGGGAGAGGAAAAGAUCAUAUUGAUUGAAAAGAUCAAUACUUCGUGUGUGUGUGUGUGUGUGUGUGUGUGUGGCAAAUAUGAAGCUAUAGCCAGCAGCCGCUUAGCUUAGCAUAAAGACAGGAAACAGCUAGCCUGGCUAUGUCCAGCGGCAACAUAAUCCACCUACCAGCACUUCUAACGCUAACACUUUAUGUUUUGUUUAAUACGUACAAAAAGCAAAUUGUACUAAUAUAAAAUUGCCCUUUUUAGAGCAGGUGAUGUAUAGUUAGCUAGCUACCUGUGAGCAGUAAUUGAACUUCUCUUGUAACCCCAUGUAAAACAAUGAAUUGUUUUUAAUCCUCUUUUUUUUUUUUUUUUUUUUGGUUUGUUUGGUUUAAAAAACAAACAAUGUGUUAGUGCCUUUUUCUUUCAGGUGCUGGUACUGUAGUGUUCCACACAGCCAUGCUAGCUGUUUCCCUCUGUUUCCAGUCUUUGUGCUAAGCUAACCGGCUGCUAGCACUAACCUAGCUUCAGAUUUUGCUAAUGGACAGAUGAGAAGGUAUCAGCUCCCUCAUCCGGCUGGCUAACUCUGCACCAGAAACUGAAUGAGCGAAUUUUCCUCAAUGUCGUUCUUUUGCUUUUAAGUUGGGAUAAACGUGCCAGUGUGAUAUAGUUAAAAGAAAAUUUUUAAGAAUUUUUGUUUUUCAUUGAAAGACAAGGAGCUGUAUAAAGUGUGUGUAUAUAUUUACAUAGGAACAGUCAUUUCAUGAGUAGUUAAAAAGGCCCAGGAUACUUUCUCUUGGAAGAAGAUGGCACCAUAAGACAGGUUUGGUCAAUUUCUUUCUUUCUUUUUUCUCUCUUAUUAUUUGAUUUAUUUUCUGCCACUCACCGUGAUGGACUCUCUGUAAUGCAAACCUUAAUAUCUAAUCUGUUUAAAUCCAUUUAUUCUUGAUAAUUGUUUUUAAUUUUGACAGUUUUGGAAGCAUUUUUUUAAGCUGCAGUUUGAUGUAAGGAGUCCAUGAGUGGUGUUUUCUGUCCGGUCAUAUCUGUAUCUCUCUGUAUGAAAUGAUAUCUGUAGUACCUGCAGGUGUUGACUAAAUAAACUCUGUGUUACAGUUCAA
Dicentrarchus labrax (European seabass) is the source of this 3281-nucleotide messenger RNA. It is a transcript of the gene hnrpkl, whose product is annotated as heterogeneous nuclear ribonucleoprotein K, like. The transcript has 16 exons. Gene Ontology annotation, cellular component: cytoplasm; nucleus. The record is from RefSeq and is a predicted model, not a curated record. Gene Ontology annotation, molecular function: mRNA binding. Gene Ontology annotation, biological process: regulation of transcription by RNA polymerase II; regulation of mRNA splicing, via spliceosome. Lineage: Eukaryota; Metazoa; Chordata; Actinopteri; Moronidae. Bases 315 to 1607 code for a protein of 430 amino acids.